CUUUCGCUCCUAUUCUCUCUCUCUCUCUCUCUCUCUCUCUCUCUACCAAAACCAGCGAUUUCAAAGUUCCGAUGUCUCUCUUUGCAAUUCAACCCCAUUUCUCAACCUUCUUCUUGUUCUUGAGUUUCCAGAAUCUUCAUUGCUCCAUUGUUACAGCUUACAUCUUCCAAUUCACGCCUUUCUAUACCCUUCUUCAAUCUCUCCUUCUGUUUUCCUUCCGUUUGUUUCCCCAAAAAAAUUAAAGAUAAAUUAAAGGGACAAUGUCAAGCCGGAAAAGGGAAGAAGAGAGGAUUGAAAGGAUAAUUCGCAGUCUUUUGAAGCUUCCGGAGAAUCGGAGAUGUAUCAACUGUAACAAUUUGGGGCCUCAAUAUGUUUGCACAACUUUCUGGACCUUCGUUUGCACAAGCUGUAGUGGGGUACAUCGGGAAUUCACCCACCGAGUAAAAUCAGUGUCAAUGGCUAAAUUUAAGGCAGAAGAAGUUAGUGCUCUUCAAGCUGGGGGAAAUGAGAGAGCAAGGGAAAUUUACUUCAAAGAGUGGGAUCCACAGCGCCAUUCAUUUCCAAAUAGCAGUAGCCAGAGUAUACUUCGGGAUUUUAUCAGGUCUGUCUACGUGGAUAGAAAAUUUACUGGUGAGAGAAGUGUGGGCAGGCUUGCAAUGGUGAAAGGAGGUGACAGGGAGGACUCCUUUGAGCGGCGUUCUAUUGAAAGAUCUAGUCCUGGAGGAAGAAUUGAGGACAGAACUUUAAAAUAUUAUAUUGAUGAAAGAGGAAGUCCCCACUACAAACUAAACAAUGUCGGAUCUUUUAGCCGCAGGAAUCGUCCUGUUAACUUUGAGAUAGUUGAUGACAGGUUUCGAGAUGAUCGAUUUGGAAGUCGUAGGCGAUCUGAAAGCCAUAGGCCUUCCAAUGAAGAAUCCAGGGCUGAGAGCGGGUCACCAGUUUCUCAAAAAGGCAGGCAGAAGAUCAGUCCCCCAAUAGUGCACCCUGUCAGGGAUACUUCAGGCGAGAAUGGUCCCUCUCUUCAGAAAACAGCGUCUUUGACUGUUCCAGGCUCUGUUGAUGGGAAAUCACUGAAAUUUAAAAGAGUGACCUCAGGUAGUUUGAUUGAGUUUGUUUCUGAUUCUAUGCCUCCUCAUGCAGCAGCAACACAAAUCCAACAAACAUCUCUAUCAACCAAUGGUGGCAAUAGGGACUCUGUUCAAUCUUCCACAAAGGCAAAGGUGUCUGAUGAUACAAAUGUAAAUUCUUUGGAAUUUUUAUUGUUUGGAUUGUCAGUUCCUGCAGCUGCACCUGUAGAUAAAAUGUCUGCAGCAACAGGCAAUGCUGAUGCUCAAUCAGCCGUACCUGUAGAAUUAUCCAAUAAUGUUGGAGCUAUUGUAACUGUGUCAACAACCAAUGUACCAGCAGUCCUCAGCACUGGGGAUGCUCAUGCAGCUUCACCUGCAGGAAUAGCACCAAUAGUGCCUAAUAGUAGGAGUGAUUCCAUGGUCAAAGUUACAGACGGACAACAGUUGUCUAUUGUGCAGUCAAAUCAGCCAUAUUCAUCUCCUUCUGGUGAUUGUAACUCUGCUACUCAACACACUACAUCAGUUGGACCUUUAUAUAAUCAGUCAUGUACUUCAUCACUUGCACCAAAUGCUCAAAGUCCUUCAAGUGAUUCUGCCAAAGACUCGUCUCAAGCUAGCUCUAAAGUGGCCCAAAAUAAUAACUCUGGUGUUGGGUUGCAAGCUCUUCAGGUGGAAGCAAAGCCUAUUGAGAGGAAGGAACUUCCAGUGUUCCUCUUCACUUCAAGCUUUUCACCGUUUACUGCGCCAGUUCCUAGUUGGCAAACUAGUGCACCUCAUGGAAUGGGAUAUAGCAUGCAGUAUCAUCCUAAUGCAGUGCCAAUGCCAGCUUUUCCUAAUUCAGCAAAAUCAAGAAAUCCAUUUGAUCUCGAUGAUGAAAGCACUCAAGCUCAAGUCUCGAUGUUUCCUCCAAUGUUGCCUUGGCAUGACACGCACUCCUCCCAGUUGAUGCAGCCUCAAGCAUCACCUUAUGCAUCUACAGUGUCUCCGCAGUUGCCUUCUUAUGGAAUGUCUAUGUCUCCCAGUGCAUUUGUGGGGCAACAAUUGCCGAAUAGUAUGCCAUUUUCAGGACCUCAAGGAAUAAGUUGCGUUAGCGGUGGUGAAGCAGCUUUUGCCUCAUGGAACCCAAUUCAGCAGCCCAGUAGCAGAUUCCUGGCACCUACUACAUCAAAUCCUUUUUCAUCAACUGGGGGGAACCCAUUUGGAUAGUGGCUGGUAUACAUUAUUUUUAAUUCUAUUUUCAAAUCACCAUCCUCUUGCUUUGGCUCCCAAUAUCUUCAGAGAAGCAUGGUUACUUUUUGGUUGAGGAUGAAAUGCAAUGAUCCAUCUGAAUGACACAGUUUGUCUUUUAGAAAAUGCUAUCUUCUAUGAAUUUUUGCCCCGAAAAUUACUCUAAAAGUGAGGUGUAUGGUGUAGAUUUAAAGUUAGUGGGAUGUGGGCCACACCCGAAAUGAUUGUUGUCCAUAGAUGUACUUUUCUGGUAAUUUUUCUGGAUAUAUAGCAUUGUUGUUGUCAUUUAAUGAAAAGGAUUGUUAUCCUUGGAAAUGAGAAUGUGCAUAUCAUGUUGGGGAUUUAGGAGUCCAUUCAAGGUCUCGAUGUUAUUUGUAAAAAGUUUUUUGUUGUUGUAAUGUAUGGGAAAAAAACUCCCUGAUAGGUUAAAGAUGAUCAUCCAAUGAGAAGAUGAGGAUAAUGAGUUAUCUUCAUUAUUGGAUUUGGAAGAUCAUCUUCAACUUAGUAUGGAUUGUGCUAAUGGUGCUCGGUUUUAUGGAGGUUUAGAGGGAGCUAUUUUCUUAUUGGAUUUGGAAGAU
This is a messenger RNA of Camellia sinensis, 2872 nucleotides long. RefSeq lists its product as uncharacterized. The record is from RefSeq and is a predicted model, not a curated record. Gene Ontology annotation, molecular function: GTPase activator activity. Lineage: Eukaryota; Viridiplantae; Streptophyta; Magnoliopsida; Ericales; Theaceae.